UCAAGCUUUCAAGAACAGACUGCUGUGCAAAGCUGAAUGAUGGCCACAUUGUAUGGAUUGUAAACAUUAUAAGCACUGCAAGUGGCGUGAGCAUCUGCGGACGGUAUUUUCCAAAGCUGGAGAACCUAUAUCAUCAGCCGCUGACAUCCUCUGAGUUGGGCAUAUUUGCAGUUACGGGCCCUUCAACAGAUUAUGCUGUCUGGAGUGUAGACGACAUUCAGCACAAAUGUGUGUGCCUGCCAGCUGGACCAGGCCGCUACGCUAUAUUUCCUCUCUUGCACACAUGCAAGUAAUACGUCAUGCACCACUGGAGGGCCCCUUACAUCCUCUUUUCUUUCUUUUUUUUUUGUUAAACUGUCCUGAGGCACGGGCAGUAAUUUUUGUGUUGCCGUGAUCUGAUGCGGAUCAGCGGUUGACUUUACCAGCAAAAGCACUGCCUAAGCUUUGCGACGUGCUAUGAAAAAUCAACUAGAGGGCGUUCUGUGCACAGUGUCAUGCACUGUUGUUUGACAUUUCUUUGAACUUUUCUUUGUUACUGUUUUUCAAACAAAGCAUCAUCAUCAACCCCAUGUUCCGCUGUUCUAGGAACUGCGCAGUACAGUAUCGUGUUCUAUGAGGAACGUGACGAGGUUUCUGCAAUUCCUACACUGUGGGUCACUCCACAUGGCACUGCAAUGUGGCCACCAUACAAGAAUGCUGCCAAGCUGGCAAAUGCAAUACGGAAUUGUGAAAAGCCUGUGAAACACUGGACGGAACACAAGUGUCGGGUGCUUUAUCAGUGCGAGACUUAUGAAAUGGCAAGACAAAAAGAGCGCCAGGCAGCGAUCACGUCAGACCUAGCAAGCGACAACGACAAUGACGAAAUCUGCAUCCUCAAGAGGAAGCGUCGCCGACCACAACGCUUUUUAUCUUCUGACGAAGAGAGCAUGAAUGCCGUGGAUGGAGCCGUUUCAGACGAAAUGGCAGAACCUCCUGCUGAACAGCAACUCACAGCGCAGUGUAUUCCACGCCCACGACCUCCAAAGAUACCAGGAUCUCAGCCUCGCACUUCACAAACUGCGUCGGUUCCUCGCUCACUCUCUCCCCCAAGGUCACUGUCACAAGGGCCAAGAAACCAUGAAGUGAGGGCCAGAGAAAGUCCCACGAAGUCUUCAUUAGACCACAAGACCCUCAAGGUAUUGAAGGGGAUAAAGACACAACUAGCUAUACAAGCAGGGAGUCUGAAAAGAAUUGAAACGGCACUCUCAGCACACAUUCCACCAGCAGCACCUGAGCCACCAGACAGUCAAGUGCUCGAACUGCUACCUCUAGCAUCCAGCAGCAGUCUUGAUGAGCUUGAGAAACAGCUCUAUGCACCCAAAAGCAGAUCUGAUCUUGAGUCCUACCUCUCAACUAUUGGCGGGGCUUCACCGCAAGACUGUGUGCGUCACAUCAUGCGGCGGUGCAUGGUGGACUCGUAUGCUCAAGGCUUCUGCAUGACUGGAAGGAAAGGCAAACAAGCCUUUUUGGGCUACAAGCUGUUGGACGUCGUCACUGGCGCAGUACGGAAGCAUUUCCUGGAAGAAACUGACACACAUCUGAAGACGUACGUUGCAGACUGGCUACGCUAUGCUCCAUCAAGGGUGAAGAAACGGAACAGCAGCCCUGAGGAACAAGCACCAUCUGUGUAACUGUACACAUAAAUAAAGCUUUUUUAAAAUAAAAAGCUUUGCACCAUAAUCUACCUGAGCGCCAUUAGCCUGUCAUAAUCGCAUAUCUGAGCCACCCACAAGUCCCACGGUGGAGCCAGAAUAUUUCUGAGGACCGU
Molecule: messenger RNA, 1807 nt
Organism: Ornithodoros turicata
Lineage: Eukaryota; Metazoa; Arthropoda; Arachnida; Ixodida; Argasidae
Exons: 6
Coding region: 675-1670 (331 amino acids)
Source: RefSeq, a predicted model, not a curated record